Messenger RNA from Fundulus heteroclitus (mummichog), 2168 nucleotides. RefSeq names its product ribonuclease P protein subunit p25. Gene Ontology annotation, biological process: tRNA 5'-leader removal. Gene Ontology annotation, cellular component: ribonuclease MRP complex. The coding region runs from base 782 to 1621 and encodes 279 amino acids. Gene Ontology annotation, molecular function: RNA binding. NCBI's taxonomy places the organism in Eukaryota, Metazoa, Chordata, Actinopteri, Cyprinodontiformes, Fundulidae. The transcript has 2 exons. The record is from RefSeq and is a predicted model, not a curated record.
GCUGUAGUUGUGGAGGGGAGGUUGUUCGUCUAAAAGAUGAAAAGACCUGCGCCUUUAAGAGGGCUGUCUCCCCUUUCCCUCUUGCUCCCCCUCAGCCACACAGACACUCCUCCUGUGAGCAUUUGUGAGGCAGCUCCUGUCCCUUAUGUCUCUUUGUAGGGAACAUAGCAGACUUCCCAGAGCAUCACUGAAGACAAGAUACAACUCAAGGGACUACACCCGAGCAGCAGACCUCUGUGACGCCUUGUUCUCAGCUGCAACGGAUCCCAGAGAGGGCACGUGGAGAGGGAACUCAAACCAACUUCAGCUGGAGCAACAUGAUUCAGAAGUCCUGAAGAAGAGGUGGGAAUUAAAAUAAAAUGAACAAUCCUGAGAGGUCACUUCUGAAAUGAAGGGAAGAUGAUCAGCAGGUCAGACUCGUCGUCGUUGGAUUGGACCGCACAACAAAAAGGAAUCCGGAGCACAUUCCGAAUAGACGUUGGUGGUUUGAAAAUGAGCAGCUCUUUAAAGAACAUCUUGAAAGGUCCCACCAGUGUUUUUAAUUCAUCAGCCAGGCGUUUAUCUUAUUUCUACAGCUUUCUCUGAGAGGCAACAUUAAAGACUUUGUUGACAGAGCUCUUGGGGAGUGAAUAAUAUUAUUCUUAUAUGAAGUCUUAAAACUUUACAGCUGUUGACUGGAGAGAGAAAGAACUGCCAAAUGCAAAUUAUGUUAUGCUCUAUUCUAUGAGGGAGAGGUGUGUGCCUGGACUAACAAUACAUUGACCCACAAGGGACUGCAGAAAUGUUUACAGGAUGUGGAGUGGUCAGUGGCCAUAACCAGUGUCUGGCUAACAGCAAUGUCACACCCCAACCAGGACUGGAGGUUAAGCGACCAUACCAGAUUGCUAAUGGAAUAAACCAAGGGACCUGCCCUUUUUAUCAGGGUCAAACUUACACCAAUACUGUAAUGCAGCAAGAGGCGUUCGACGGUGUUUCUAAUACGCUGAAACCUUCCCAGUUGCCGGCUUCUCCAACAGCAGUUAAACUACUGCAGGAAGGCUUCAAAAAAGUUUGCCGCAGUGAGGAGGACAGCCCCUGUCCCUUUCCGGGUCUGGCUUCUGGGGUGCUGGAGAUGCGUGUCAAAGAGGGCAGCAAGAUCCGCAAUCUAAUGGGAUUUGCUAUGGCUCGGAUGCAAGGACAAAAGACUGGGAGCGCGGGAGGCGGAAACGUCGGUGGGCUCCGGCAGGUUGUCUUUACUGGAUCAGGUCGCGCGGUCACAAAGACCAUCACCUGUGCUGAGAUUAUGAAACGAAAAGUGGCCUGCCUGCAUCAGAUGACCAAGCUAAGGUACAAAGUGGUGAAGGAAGUGUGGGAGAGUAACCAGGGGACAGCAUCAGAGAUGACGGUGCACAGAACAGUACCUUCCAUCAGCAUCCUUCUUUCGAAGGAUCCUCUGGAUCCACAGGAGCCCGGCUAUCAGCCUCCGGAGGCUUUUAGUGCAUUGUGGGAAGAUAGAGCAGAGACCGAACCUGCAACACAAACAACAUACAAGCGACCGCUUGGACCAUUGCCAUACAGCGGCUUCCCUCACUGUAAAAAGCUGUGUUUGGGGGAAGGAGUCUCAGUCCUUCCUCCUAACUGACUGGCUGAACCUGUCACAUUGGAGGGAAUUGAAUCAGCAAAGUUCAUUUGGCGCUGCUCUCCAGUCUGGCACAAUGCUGAGACAAUCAGACCAUUCACUCAGUCAGAACCGUGCUUUCUUAGAAGAACUGAAUCACAAUUCAAGCCUCUGGAGGUCAGUUUGACUGAGACCAAAAAAAGCUUGCUUCUGUACAAAGAGCACUCACACAACAGAUUAAUGACCCCCGACAUCCCAAGUGUGAUAAUGCGUGCUUGUACUGUGUGAUGACGAACAGAUUGAAAUCCUAUUCCACAAUAACAACAAUUUCAAAACGAAGCCAUUGAUUGCAUAAGUCAACUAUCUUUGAGUUGUGGACAAACCUAUUCAUUGGUACGCAAUCCUUUUUGUUCAUAAAUACUCUGAAAUAGAGCUUUACAGAUAAAAAAGGACAUUUUAACUUGAACUAUUGAUGGCAUAACACAUGCAAAAUGUACCUAUUUGGAUGGUCUGACACUCAAUCUAUAAAAAAAUAAAAAUAAAAAAAAUAAACAUUUUCCUUCCAAAUUAA